Dictyostelium discoideum AX4 is the source of this 972-nucleotide messenger RNA. It is a transcript of the gene nubpl, whose product is annotated as Mrp/NBP35 family protein. The coding region runs from base 1 to 972 and encodes 323 amino acids. Gene Ontology annotation, molecular function: iron-sulfur cluster binding; ATP-dependent FeS chaperone activity; ATP binding. The record is from RefSeq and is a predicted model, not a curated record. NCBI's taxonomy places the organism in Eukaryota, Evosea, Eumycetozoa, Dictyosteliales, Dictyosteliaceae. Gene Ontology annotation, cellular component: mitochondrion. Gene Ontology annotation, biological process: iron-sulfur cluster assembly. The transcript is spliced from 2 exons.
AUGUUCAAAAAAUUGAUUACCACACCAUUCUUUUCCCCAAAUAAGCAAUUUAUAACUUUCCAACUUGAAAGUGGAAAAAGAAAUUAUUUUUCAAACAAUAAAAUUCAAUUACAUGGUGGUAGUGGUCAUAGACAACCACAAGUAACCAAAGUAGCAAUUGAAGGAAUUAAGAAUAUUAUAGCGGUAUCAUCAGCAAAGGGAGGGGUAGGAAAAUCAACAUGUGCAGUUAAUAUAGCGUUAGGAUUAUCAUCUCAUAAUUUAUCUGUUGGAUUAUUAGAUGUAGAUGUAUUUGGACCAUCGAUACCAUUAAUGAUGGAUUUAAAAAAUCAUGAAAAACCAUUCACUAAUGAACUUAAUCAAAUGAUACCACUUCAAAACUAUGGUAUAAAAUGUAUGUCAAUGGGAUUUUUAGUGAAUGAAGAUGAUCCAAUCAUUUGGAGAGGACCAAUGGUUGGUAGUGCUUUAGAAAAAUUAUUACGUCAAACUGAUUGGGGUCAUUUGGAUGUAUUGGUUUGUGAUUUACCACCUGGUACUGGUGAUGCUAUCUUAACAAUGUGUCAAAGAGUACCUUUAACUGGUGCUGUUAUAGUUUCAACACCUCAAGAUGUAGCUUUAGCUGAUGUUGUUAGAGGUGUUAAUAUGUUUAAAAAAGUUGAAGUACCUAUUCUAGGAUUAGUUGAAAAUAUGAGUUACUUUAAUUGUCCUCAUUGUAAUGAAUCAACACAUAUUUUUGGUAAUGAAGGUGCAAAAAAUACAGCAAAAAAAAUGGGUAUAAAUUUUCUAGGUGAUGUUCCAAUACAUUUACAAAUUAGAGAAACUUCUGACAGUGGUAAACCUAUAACAGUAACUCAACCAGAUUCACCACAAGCUAAAAAUUACAAAGACAUUUCAAAAGAAAUUAUUAAACAAUUGGAAAUUAUUAAUAAUGAUGAAAAUAAAGAUAAUAAAGAACCAAAUAUAAUCAUCACUUAA